Molecule: messenger RNA, 729 nt
Organism: Chelonus insularis
Lineage: Eukaryota; Metazoa; Arthropoda; Insecta; Hymenoptera; Braconidae
Product: glycine-rich RNA-binding protein 7-like
Exons: 5
Coding region: 16-453 (145 amino acids)
Source: RefSeq, a predicted model, not a curated record
CAUAUUCUUUUCAGGAUGAAGGUAUUGAGUUUGGUCCUUUUGUUUGCGUUUAUAGCCACAGUUUAUGGUGGUUACAUCAGCAGUGGUUGGUCUAGUGGUGGUGGUGGCGGAGGUUGGAAAUAUGGAGGAGGUGGCGAUGGAGGCUGGAAAUCCGGAGGCGGAGGAGGUGGUGGCGGAUGGUAUGGCGGUGGUGGCAGUGGCGGUGGAAAAAUUAUCAAAGUCAUUACGGUGAGCGGUGGUGGAGGUGGAUGGCCAAGCGGUGGAGGCGGUUGGCCUAGUGGUGGAUAUUCAAGUGGAUGGAGCAGUGGAGGAUGGCCUAGUAAAGGAUCUGGCGGUGGAUGGAAACUCGGUGGGGGAGGUCUCAGCAGUGGUUGGAAACCUAGUAGCAGCGGAUGGAGCAGCGGAUGGAAACCUAGCAGCGGGUGGUCCAGCGAAAGCAGUGGUUGGUGGUAAUGAUGUCUCUAAUUGUCAUUUGAGUACUCCUCUUGGCAUACCUAGUGAACUCCCAACUAUUUAACUACCAAUUGAUCAUCACAUUCAUGAGUGAUGUGGCACAGUUACCAUUUGAGCAUAAUCGAUAAUUAUUUUUAUUCUUUUAAAUAAAGUUUUAUAUUUUUUUACUUGAUUUUUUACAAGGUUUGUUAAAAAUUAUACUGAAUAAUAACAGAUACUUUUGUCCAAGUAUUUUUGUAUAUUUUUGCUUGAUGAAUAAAAAGCUUGAGAAGCAUA